AUGGCCACCGAAGUGCUGAAGAUCAGCGAUGGCACCACCAUGGAAAUCUGCAGACUGCCCGAUGUCGAUGACCAGACAUGGGCAGAGGUCCGUGCCUACGUCGAGGGCAACCCUGACACCGCGAAAACACUGAAGAGCUUCUCGAAGAAUCCUGAUGCGAUGAGGGGCUGGCUGCAGACCCAGGCCAUCGCAGAGCACUACAGCGCCAAUCUGGCCAACGGUGACACCCCCGUCCAAGACAAGGUGAAGUCCUUGGAGGCGGAUCCAGAACUGGCUGCGAUCUUCGAGGACAUCAAGAAGAAUGGCAUGGAAGCUGCCAUGAAGUACUACCAGGAUGAGGAACUCAUGCUGAAGAUCAGCCAGAAGAUGGGCGGUCUCCCAUCCGAGCUUCAGCCAGUUCUGCAGAAGAUCGAGGACACGUCUCUCACGCUGCAUGAGGCUGCCAAGAAGGGCGACCUUGCGGCGGUCCAGCAAUUCCUGGAUAAGAACAAGCCUUUGGAUGCGCAAGAUCACAAGGGCAUCACUCCGUUGGGCUAUGCGAUUGGAGCCAACCGUAUCGCGGUGGUGAAGAAGCUCUUGGACAGCCGCGCCAACCCUUACGCUGUGGACAGCUCCGGCAACAGUGGCCUCCACUAUGCUGCCGGCUACGGCCGAAAGGAACUCCUGGAGCAGCUGAUGCGCGGAGCCACCGUGGUUUUCGUCACCGCCGGCCUUCCUGGAAAGAGGUUCACUUUUGAGAUCGCAGCGUCCCUGGGUAUCAAGCCAGUGAUCCUGGAACACCCCGAUUCUUGGAGCAGGAGCCUCGUCGACGAGGGCCUUGCGGCAAAGUUUAUCCCCGUUGACAUGACGCAGCCUUCAGAGGAUAUCUUCAAUCAGGCGCUAGAGCACAUCAAGAACCUCGGCGAGGACGGUCUGACAGGGACAGCAGAUGGCAUUGCCUCGUUUGUGGAACUCUCCGUGCCACUGGCCGCACGUCUUGCAGAGGCGCUGGGCCUGCCAGGCUUGAGGCCGGCAGCCGUCGAUUCAGCGAGAAAUAAGCACGCCACACGAGCUUGCUUGAAGACAGCUGGGCUGCCCACCCCAAGGAAUUUUCUCAUCGACGAUAAGUCGAAGCUAAAGGAGGCUGGCACAGCCGUCGGGUUUCCUGCCGUGUUGAAACCUGUGUCCGGUGCUGCUUCUCUUGGAGUAAAGAAAGUAACAAACUCCGUGGAGAUGGAGAAGUGUUACAAGGAGAUUGUGGACGAGUUGUCUACGUUGGUUGUCUCUUCAGGAGCUCUGGUGCAAGGUAGCCCUGACAACGCUGGGCUGAACGCUCAGGAGUCGGGCGUCGACCUGACCGUUUUGAUGGAGCAGUUCUUGGACGGUCCCGAGGUCGACGUGGAUGUCGUGAUGUCGGAAGGUGAGUACGUCUAUGCUUGUGUUGCAGACAACGGCCCGACGCUGGAGCCGUAUUUCAACGAGACCUGGGCUUGCUGCCCCUCCCUCCUGCCCAAGGACCAACAGGUGGCACUAAGAGACCUGGGCGUGCAAUGCAUCAAAGCACUGGGUUUUACGUGCGGAGUCUUCCAUGUGGAGUUGAAGUACACCUCCCAUGGCCCACAGCUGAUCGAGGUCAAUGCCCGAAUGGGAGGAGGACAGGUUCACGAAUGCAAUCGCUUGACUUGGGGCGUUGACCUGGUAGAGGAAACAAUGCUUUGUGCACUGGGAAUCCCGUCCCGGCCUUGCGUUCCGCGCGAGCCUGUAUCUGGCACGGCCUACUGCUAUGUAAAUGCAAUGAAGUCCGGCACCGUCACCGACAUCAGUAAACUGGAGGAACUCCGCAAGCGCGACAACGUCGUGUGGGCCAAGCCGCUGACACGCGUGGGCGCAAAGGCAGUGGGUCCCGCAGAUGGACUGCCAACAUGGUUGUGUGACCUGUUCGUGCAAGGCAAGACAGCGAAGGAUGCACUGGCUUACCUGCAGGCCAUAGAGAAGGAGAACCCCGUGCUCGCUGGGAACUCAGAGUACUCUGAAAACUCCUUGUAUCGCUGCGCAUGCAAGAUUGCCUCGGUACUUGUAGCAGCAGGAAUUGCUAUCAGGUGGCAUGAUGAUCUGCUCGCGGCGUGCUGCCGUCAUUGUGCCUCGUUCUCGGAUGGCAGCAUUCACUAG
Symbiodinium sp. CCMP2592 is the source of this 2148-nucleotide messenger RNA. NCBI's taxonomy places the organism in Eukaryota, Dinophyceae, Suessiales, Symbiodiniaceae. The record is from the annotation of a GenBank genome assembly.